AUGUUGAAAUAUGUUGCAAAGAGGCCUAGGAGUUCAAUUGAAUCGUCUAGUGUUCCAGAUGAAGAGUCUACUCCUGCACCACAACCACCACCAUCUCCUCCUUCUCCUCCGCAAAUUUUAUCUGAAAAUAUUGAAAAUCUGAAUACUGAAGUAGAAAUUGUUGUUGAUCCUGGUUUACGAAAAUUGAUUGAAGAGUAUGAUGUUGGUGCUAGAGAUCGUAUUCGAAAAGAAUAUGUUGCUAUGGGCCCUUGUCAACCUCGAGGCCAUAAUUUUCUAAGAAAAAAAUGGGUAAAGACAAUAGAUGUUUCAGAGAGACCUAGUAAUAUAGGGUUUGGAGGAGAUGAUGUGUUUACGAGAUCUGGUUUCAUAAAUUGGAAAAAAGCAAUUGAAAAAUUCAAUGAGCAUGUAGGUGGAGUUGGUAGUGCGCACAAUGAGGCAAGAAUACAGUUUGAGGGUUUCAAGAAUCAAAGACAAAGUGUGGAGUAUUCAUUUUUAUCAGGGAAACAUGAGCUUGAAGUUGCUUAUCGCAAACGCUUCACUUCCAUUUUAAAAGUAAUUCGAUUUUUGUUGUUACAAGGAUUGCCUUUUCGGGGACAUGAUGAGUCUUCGACAUCAUCCAAUAGAGGAAAUUUUUUAGAAUUGCUCAAAUGGUAUAGCUCAGAGUGUCCAGAAGUUGCGGCAGUUGUUGGAAUGAAUGCACCUGGAAAUAAUCAAAUGAUUGCCCCAAAAAUUCAAAAGCAAUUGGUGAAUGCUUGUGCAGUUGAGACCACAAAUGCUAUUCUAGCUGAUCUUGGAGAUAUGUGGCUCACUUUACUACUUGAUGAGGCUCGUGACUGUUCAGUGAAAGAGCAAAUGACAGUUGUUAUUAGAUAUGUGAACAAACAUGGAGAGGUGAUUGAACGAUUUAUGGCUGUAGUUCAUGUUGCAACAACUACAGCUGCUUGUUUGAAGGAGGUAAUUGACUCUUUAUUUGCUAAGUAUGGUUUGUCAGUGGCGAGAUUGAGGGGUCAAGGAUAUGAUGGUGCUUCAAAUAUGUCUGGAGAAUUUAAUGGCUUAAAGUCACUGAUAAUGAAAGAAAAUCCGUAUGUAUUGUAUGUUCAUUGUUUUGCUCAUCAACUCCAGCUAGUGGUUAUAGCUGUUGCUCAAGCAAAUCAAUAUGUUUGUGAUUUCAUGUGGAUUGUUGGUUCGAUUGUGAACACAUCUGUAUCAUCUUGCAAAAGGGCCGACAAACUUCGACAACUUGAACAUGACAGAAAAGUUAAACUUCUUGAAAGAGGAGAGAUUAGUUCUGGUAGAGGACUAAACCAAGAAACUAGUCUAGCUAGACCUGGAGAUACACGAUGGGGGUCUCAUCAUUCAACUUUAUGUCGUAUUGAACAAAUGUGGCCAUCUGUUAUAGAGGUUCUUCAAAAUUUGAUUGAUGAUGGUGAUUGUUCUUCUAAGGGUUUAAGUAGAACUUUGGUUGAAAGAAUGGAGAGGUAUGAAUUUGUGUUUAUUCUACUAUUGAUGAAACGUAUAUUGGUUAUCGAUAUUAUUCUACAGGAGAUGGAUAGUCGUUUCUCUGAAACAACUACAGAUUUGUUAAUUUAUAUGUCAUGUCUUGAUCCUAGGAACUCGUUCUCUAGAUUUGAUGUACAGAAAUUAGUGCGUCUAGCUCAUUUUUAUAAGAAUGAUUUUUCUUGGAGUGAGCGUAUGUUGGUUGAACAAGAGCUUGAAACAUAUAUUGAUGACGUCAGAUCAGAUGAACAGUUUGAAGGCAUUUCAGAUUUGGGAGCUCUUGCAAAGAAAAUGAUUGAAACAAUGAAGAACCGUGUGUUUCCUUUGGUUUAUCGGAUGAUUGAGCUAGCCUUACUUCUUCCAGUUGCUACUGCAACCGUUGAAAGAGUGUUUUCGGCAAUGAAUAUUGUCAAAACAGAUUUGCAAAAUAGGAUUGGAGAUGAAUGGAUGAAUGAUAGUUUGGUAGUCUAUAUCGAGAAAAAUGUUUUUAAUAUUGUCGACAAUGAGCCAAUUUUAUAG
Zingiber officinale is the source of this 2016-nucleotide messenger RNA. RefSeq names its product zinc finger MYM-type protein 1-like. Lineage: Eukaryota; Viridiplantae; Streptophyta; Magnoliopsida; Zingiberales; Zingiberaceae. Gene Ontology annotation, molecular function: protein dimerization activity. The coding region runs from base 1 to 2016 and encodes 671 amino acids. The record is from RefSeq and is a predicted model, not a curated record. The transcript has 3 exons.